Oncorhynchus nerka (sockeye salmon) is the source of this 4457-nucleotide messenger RNA. Its product is annotated as neurexin-2-beta-like. The record is from RefSeq and is a predicted model, not a curated record. Lineage: Eukaryota; Metazoa; Chordata; Actinopteri; Salmoniformes; Salmonidae.
AGAAGAGCAUUGCGCUGUGUGCUGUGCUCCCUCGUCAGUGAGCCCGUAGCGACCAGCUCAGGCUGUUACUUCUGAUGUGCGUCUGGAGUCCAGGCUGUCCUGGGAUUUCAGCCUUCCACGAUUCAGGAAGUCGAUGCUCAAGCCGCUGCUCCAGUUUUAAUUAGCAUGGAUUUCGCCACGGCAGCAGUCGGAGUCAACGUCUUCUCAGCCAUCUACACCGUUUCGGCGAGAAGGAAUUUACUGCUAUCAUCCAUAUCCAGCUGCGUGUCAUUGUCAAUGUGAGCAUCCUGGAGAACGGAGAAAAGGAGAGGUGAAGGAAAAUGCAGCAGUAGUCUGUACUUCAUGCGCUUGGGCAGCAGGUGGAGGGUGAGGGGGACAAGGAUGCGGUGUCUGGAGCGCUGACUGCUAUCCCACAUCUAGAGGUGUUUCUAGUGGUGCUCUGACCCGCCAGAGGUGACCAUUCAGAGGGGUUUGGUCACUGGGAAUGUUUAUUUGUUGAUCUUCUGUGUUUUUCUUUGACCGCGCCGCUGCAGCUCUUGCUCCCCUAUUCCCGCCCUCUCCUCCCUCUCCUCCAACUAUAUGGAAACAAGAGAGUGCUGGAUUCUGUAUCUCCCUCCAUCAGCUUGGAUCUUUUCUUCCAAAUGAAAUGAUCUUGUUUCCUGUGGGGAGGUCUCUUAUCUGUUCCUCUGCAGUGUGGGGGCUUUCGUCUUAUUGGGUAUUAGUCUUAGCUGCCCCCUCCCCACUCUGUUUUUUCAUACUUUAAUUUCAUAAUGGAAAUUUAUAUUUCUAAAUUACUUAUAGAUUCAGCAUUGUGUCAUCAACAUGCUUUUUGAUAGACAUUUUGGUGCCUAGAAGCUGACCUGGAAGAUAUUGUUUUGGGAUGAUUACACACCACUGCUUGGUAUUUAAUCCUCAGUUCAACGUAUCAAAACAUGGUGUGAACAAACAGAAAUAGGAUUCUCACUCUGGGAUUUCAUUGUCAGACACAAUAACUGGAUUUUGUCUUUGUUUCACUUCCUCAGCAGAGGUUUUCCCCUCCAACCAUUACUAAGGAGAGAUCUGGUCAUAUCUUUACCAUUACCCAGUCCCUAGGAUUAUGGAGGGAACAGGCUUGGCGGCCCACUGAGAUGUCCUGUCUUCGUGGGGUGGGACUGAGGGAGGCCCUGGGGGGCCCCUGUGCCAAUCUGGAGGUUAUGGUGGUGGGGAGUAGACUCCCACCAGGGGGCCCUGAGCUGGGCCAGGGGUCAGGCUGGAGAAUCCUGGGCCUAAGCUGCUGGUGGAGGCUGGCGUUGUCAUUGGCCUUGCUGGCUGCACUCCCCAUACAGGCAGGGACUGCUCGUGUGUCUUCCAGCCUAAGCACCACGCACCAUGUCCACCAUUUCCACAAUAAGCACGGCACGGUACCUAUCGCCAUCAACAGGAUGCCUUUCCUCACCCGAGGAGGCCAUGCUGGGACCACGUAUAUCUUUGGGAGAGGAGGGGCCCUCAUCACGUACACCUGGGCCCCCAACGAGCGGCCGAGCACCAGAGCAGACCGGCUAGCUGUGGGCUUCAGUACUCAGCAGAAAGACGCCAUCUUGGUCCGAGUGGAGAGCACCAGCGGACUGGGAGACUACCUGCAGCUACACAUAGAACAAGGAAAGAUUGGCGUGAUCUUCAACGUGGGGACAGACGACAUCACCAUUGACGAGCCGGCUGUCAUAGUUAGCGAUGGCAAGUACCAUGUUGUGCGCUUCACACGCAGUGGUGGCAACGCCACCCUCCAGGUGGACAACCAGCCGGUCGAGCGCUACCCACCAGGGAACUUUGAUAAUGAGCGCCUGGUUAUUGCUAGACAAAGAAUCCCAUACCGACUUGGUCGGGUAGUUGACGAGUGGCUACUCGACAAAGGACGACAGCUGACUAUCUUCAACAGCCAGGCAGCGAUAAAGAUCGGGGGUCAGGAUAAGGGCCGGCCGUUCCAGGGCCAGAUCUCUGGCCUCUACUAUAAUGGCCUGCAGGUGCUGACGCUGGCGGCAGAGAAUGACCCCAGUGUCCAGGCUGAGGGGAACCUGAGGCUGGUGGGAGACUCCCUGUCUGUGCUGACCACUGAGAGCACCUCCACCACCCCACUGGCAGCCUCCGACAUGUCCACCACCAUCAUGGAGACCACCACCACCAUGGCCACCACCACCACCCGCAGGCAACGCUCCCCCAGCAUGAGGGAGAGCAUCUCCCAGUCUCAGAACUCGGAUGACAUCUUGGUGGCUUCGGCUGAGUGUCCCAGUGAUGACGAGGACCUGGAGGAGUGUGAGCCUGGAACAGGAGGUGAAUUAGUGUUGCCUAUAAUAACAGUGGAUUCCCUUGAGCCCCCAUCCAUCGCCACCCGUUACCCUGCUAUCCCCCCUCCUCCCACCUCCCUGUCCCCACUUGAGACCACCAAAGUGUCCCUGAUGCUGUCCAACCCUCACCCUCCCUGCCCCCCGGAUCAGGAGGGCUGCGGUGACCCUGUGGAGGUCUCAGCCUUCGGUUCUGGGGAGAUGACGGAAUCAGAUGAUGAGGACUUUUACAAAAACUCCCCUCUGGUCACUGAUAGGACAGUCCUGCAUCCUCCUCCUCCCCCCGCCGUCGGUGAGGGCGGGGCACAGAAACCCCACAAUCCCCGCCCCCUUCCUUAUGCUCCCACCACCAACCCUGACCAGCUCCACAUCCCUGCGGGCAAAAUGAACACCCGUGACCAGGUGCUUCUGCCCCCUGCCCCUCCGUCAUCCCGGUAUACACCUGGACUAACUUACCCCCCCAAUUUCCCCCAUGUGCCCACAGCCGACCCUACAGCCCCCGGUGAGAAGCAUGCACCCGGCCUGGUGGAUAGGAUCGGAGAGUCCAGUAGCACCACAGGGAUGGUGGUUGGCAUUGUGGCAGCUGCUGCCCUCUGCAUUCUCAUCCUCCUCUACGCCAUGUACAAGUACCGCAACCGUGACGAGGGCUCCUACCAGACGGACCAGGGACACAACUUCAUCAGCAACCCAGUUUCCGAGGGCAACGGGGCCAUGGUCAAGCUAGAGAAGACACCAAGCACAACCACGGCUGCAGUAGCUAAGACAGUAACCAAGGGCAAGAAGAACAAAGACAAAGAGUAUUAUGUCUAAGAGAGGGAUGGAUAGAGAAGGAGAGAACGAGAGAGAUAGGCUAGAGCAGGGUUUCCCAACUCCAGUCCUCGAAUACCCCAGAGAAGCACACCUGAUUCAACUUGUCAACUAAUCAUCAAGCCCUCAAUCAGUUGAAUCAGGUGAGUUUGUCCGGGGCAGCAACAAAGAUGUGUGCUGUUGGGGGUACUCUGGGACUGUUGGGGUACACUGGGAUAGAGGAAAAUCAUGGAAAGGGGGUUCUCACAAAGAAUUUCACUUCCACAUUAUCCUCUAGAUAAAUAUCCAAGGUGUAGGGUGUAAUUGUUACAUUUGUGGAACACAAAAAAAAGAAAAUCCAAUUUGCGAUCAGUAUUUCCACAAUUCCUGUUCAAUUAUGCUUUGAGAAUUUGUAUCACAUACCAUACCACAUAUUGUAUUGGAUAACAUACCAUUUCAUACAGGAUAAGAAGCAUAUCCAUGUUGCUGUGUUUGUAUAUAGCACCAAUAUCUAUCAACUGUAUGGUUAUGGUUCCCAGUGAAAACUCAGUUUAAACCAUUGUACUAUAGAACCAGGUUUGCAUGAAUGUCAGUUCAUCAUGCUCUAUCUCAAGUCCCUAUGUCUUUGUGAUGAAGUCAGCGGUAUCAGUGUGUACUGAAAGGUCAAUAUGGUAGAUAAGGACAGAGCAACCCAGUGGAGUUUACUAGAUUAAACUAAAGCCAUACCCAUAUUUGGAGAUUGGGUGACCCACCUUCUCUGCAGACUAGCCUACCCCAUUUUGUGUUAUCCCACGUAAAACGGCUUUCAACUCUGUCUAUCUCUCUGGUUGUCCAUGGUGCUAUGUUAAUGGUCCAGUAUCAUUGAACCAUGUUUCCUUUUGGGAAAAUACAGGUUUUCAAAGGGAAUACACCAGUUCAUAGCAGAAUUUAGCCAACAAACCCACACCAUUGGAUGGAUGAGAUGAGCUGGAUUCUCUCAUCUCUGUGUGAGAAGAGAUCACCAAACCGACAGUGUCAUUCAUUCCAUCCAGGAACAAGUUCCUCAAGCUUAACAAAUCUCAAAAAGCAAAACGCUACUGUAGCAAAGACAUUGCUCUGUAAACAUAUUUGUAUGUAUAGAUGUCUUGGGUUUGAAAAAGCAUUGCUUCUGUGUUUGUUGGAGUAGAUUGGGGGGGGGGGGACACACACAGACAUGAAAAAGAUACUACAUGUGAGAGAUGUUCUGCCCCCACGGUUACCACUGUCAACACUCCAGCCAGAUCCCCCUAUGAGGAAAGUAGAGACAGUGAAUAUGAAAGGGAGCUGCAGGACACAGUCACUUUUGAAUAACUUUUUCUGGUUGUUCCUGUGGGA